Engraulis encrasicolus (European anchovy) is the source of this 3567-nucleotide messenger RNA. It is a transcript of the gene desi1a, whose product is annotated as desumoylating isopeptidase 1a. The coding region runs from base 286 to 795 and encodes 169 amino acids. The transcript has 6 exons. Gene Ontology annotation, biological process: protein modification by small protein removal. Gene Ontology annotation, molecular function: peptidase activity. The record is from RefSeq and is a predicted model, not a curated record. NCBI's taxonomy places the organism in Eukaryota, Metazoa, Chordata, Actinopteri, Clupeiformes, Engraulidae.
UCCCUAAAUAGAAAUCAGUGGGCAUCACUCUGUGUGUGAACCCCCCGGCAAAUCCGUAUUUCUUGAUAAACACAGUUUGGUGGACAUUGUCUUAACCGUGAUUUUGCAUUCAACAGGGAAUCCAAAUUGCAGUGUUUUUAAUCUUUGCGUGCACCAGUUCUUUCAGAUUGAGGACACCAUCAGUUGACUAACUAGUUAGCUGCUAACUGUCAGGCUAGCUAACCAGCUACUCAGCUGUUCAAGAAAACAACAGCGUGCAACGUGAGGCAUUGGGGACAGAGAAGGAUGGAGCAGCAUAAUACCACAUAUGGCGUUCAACUUUACAUAUAUGACCUAUCGAGAGGAAUGGCUCGUCAGCUUAGCCCUAUCAUGUUGGGAAAGCAGCUUGAUGGAAUCUGGCAUACAUCCAUUGUGGUCUUUGGGGAAGAGUUUUUCUUUGGAGGUGUAGGCAUCUCAAGUUGUGCUCCGGGUGGGACGAUGUUGGGGCCUCCCGACUCGGUGGUUGAGCUUGGCAACACAGAGGUCAAUGAGGAGAUUUUUAUGGAGUACCUCUCGUCGCUAGGGGAGACCAGCUACAGAGGAGACCGGUACCGGCUGUUUGAGCACAACUGCAACACCUUCACCAAUGAGGUGGCCCAGUUUCUAACGGGCAGAAAGAUCCCGUCCUACAUCACCGACUUGCCCUCAGAAGUGCUGUCCACGCCUUUUGGCCAGGUGCUGCGGCCCAUCCUGGACUCCAUCCAUAUCGCUCCCCCGGGUGGCAAUGUGAUCAACGGCCACAACAACCACAGCUAGACCCCCCUGCUGCCUCGCAGGCAGCCCUCUCAGGCACCAGAGAGAAAGCAACGCCUUGACUCCACUUAGGCUGAGACAAGACUGUGGAGACGGGUUUGCAUCCUCUCUCUCUCUCUCUCUCUUGUACCCAGACUUAGUUGACAUUGGUGUGUAUAGUAAUACGCAGUACAUGCUGUAGAUCUGUGUUUCUUUCCUACAGUACGUACGCAAGUAUGCACACCGUCUCCAUUUGUCUACCAUCUCUAUAAUUUUGCUUUUUCUUCUUUUUUUUGCCUGUUUGUUCUUUAUAACGUCUCAUUUUUUUUCACACUGAUGUACUCUGAAGCUUUAAGUCAAUCGUGCGUUUUUGUUUUUGUAUUAUUGAUUUGUCCUUCUUGGCACGUCCUAUGGUGCGUUGAGUAAUCAUGUCUUCUCCUUUCGAUGCGGUCCAAAUUAAGACGCCUUUGGAAAGCAGACAAAGGUCAUGAUGACUGGUUACAUUUUAGGUGUAUGUCUGUCUGGCUCUAUCACCCAGCAUAAACCAUAGAGCGACACAUCAAAAAACACAUACAAAUACAUUAGGGAUGUGGUGUUUGACAGAGAAAACUACUGUACGUUAUGUUCCCCUGUAGGUAGGGGUAAAUCAUCUAAUAAAAGAGCUUGGAGUCCUCAUUUUUGGAACCAACUGAUGUCUGAAGGCUCUCUAUUAGCACGUUUACCACUAUCUCUAGCUAACCUAAACCAGGUUUAUCGCCUAACUAUUUUCUUGGAUUACCCCAAAGCGCAGGAGAUGUUCUAACCACAUCAGAUUGACACAGCAUUUUUUCGGUUAUAAAAUCACUAAUCCACUAAAUCAUUGUCGUUUGUACUACAGGUUUCCAGAAUCGUUAUCCCUCUAAAGCCAAGAUAGCCUAGUAGUUCCAUUGCUUCUGUAAACAUCACCCCUAUCAGCAAUGCGAAAGUGUAGUGAAGUUCCUUUUUUUUAAUGGAUGUGUGUUGAUUCGUAUGUGCGUGGGUUUGUGUGUACAUGUGUUUUUUUCUGUUUCUGAGUGGGCACACACUUGCAUGCGUGCAAAUGUUAUGUUUACUAAGCUGUAUCUCCUUUUGUGUCAUUGGUAUCACCACCGUUCGCCCUCAUCAUGUCCUCGAGACAGGAGAAUUGCGGGAAUCUGACCGCGUGAGUCUUCAUCUCACUUUCACAUAGCCAGAAAGGCACUUUACUCAGCCCUGCCUUGCUCUUCUCUCUGAUGGCAGUUAGCCCAGGCCUGUGCUGAAUAGAGUACCACCACCACCACCACCACCACCACCACCACCCCCACCAGACGGUGUGAGUAAUGUACACCUCGGUGCCUCCUUGCUUCCAAAACACCCCCUCUCUCUCUUACACACACACACACACACACGCACACCCACUUACACAGACACACCCACAGCCACUGUCCUGGUGAGCUCACACACUCAGCAACCUGGAGGAGAGUGGAACUGUUACCUUAGCAACAGCCAUGAGAGGGAAGACGAAGCAAUGCCAGUGGAGGCGGAGUUAGCCAGCCUUCUCUCUCUCCCUUUGGAAGAUCCUGAUAAAGUGUAGCCAGCAGCUUAUUAUGUCAUGAUUCACAGUACUGUAUUAUUAUUAUGAAUAUUAUUACAUUACACGUGGAGCAGGAUUCAACCAGCAACCUUCCAGUCCCAUGAUUAACUCCCUAACAGUUAGGCCAUGGCUGCAAAUUGGGAACAGACACAGUAUACAGUUUAAUUACUACAGUAUCAUCAGAUACUGUGAAAUAAUCUCACUCAAGAUGAGGGAUGAAUUUGAAACUUUGUAUUGAAAUUGAAACGAUUCAAUUCUUGUUUUUUGUUUUGUUUUUGUCACUCUUGGCAUAUGCCAUACACCUCACAGGUCUACACACGCGUCCAAAAGCCUUACCAACUCUACUGUAUUACAGUCACAGUUCAUAAUGGUCCAGUGAGUAAUUAAAAAAAUGGACACUGAGCCUUUAAUCUGACGUUAUAGUGAAGGGACUGGUGUUAUGCAUUGCUAUUAAAUGUUGUAAUCGCUUCAGAAACAAAUGCAGCGUAAAUGAAUAUACAUGCCAUAUAUUGACAAUGACAAUACACUGUAUCUAUGUACUGUACCAUAUGUACCAAUAUUUGAAGGCAGGCUUUUCUCUAUGAGCUAUACUGUACGUCAUUAGUAAUGACCCCAUACACUGUUUUAACAUUUGUGGAUAUAAAAGGUAAAUCCCUAAAGAGUUUUUGGCAACUGAGAAAGAUGCUUCUUACAUCAUCCAAAUGUGAUCAAAGCUCUGCCAAUGUGACAAAGACACAAGAGAGGAGGGAAGUGCUGAAUAUGUUUAGUCUACAUCAGCUACGUAUAACGCCACCCUGCUGUGUGUGUGUGUGUGUGUGUGUGUGUGUGUGUUUAAGCUCAAGUGUUUGAACGUAUGAGUGUGAGAGACCUUUAUUGUAAUAGGCCUAUUGUCUUCUAUGUUCUCAACCAGCUGUUAAAAAAAUGUAAAUUAGAGCACACAAACCUUUAUUAUGUGAAAUUGUACAAUGCGUGUAUUCGGGUACAUUGUAAAGUCCAUCACUUAAGAAAUAUUUAUUAAAUUUUAUGACAUAUUUAUUUGAUGUUAUACUAAUUUAUAUGACUGUUUCAACUGUUAAAUACAUUUUAUGUUUUCUCAGUUGCUUUUCAUGUGGUGAUCAUUUUUAAAUGCACUACAGGCUUCAUGUAAAUGCUAAUUUGACGUAAAAUCCAUGGUAUAUUUCUGCUUUACUUUGAAUAAAUUAUGC